AUGGAUGACUUCUACGCUGUCGCCAUGUUUUCCACUGACCUAAUGGAGUCACAUCAGGAGCAGGUGGCCAUCAAUGGGGUGGAACCUCAGAUGAUUGGCAUGCUGGUGAGCAACGCCUACACAGCAGAGGUGGUGAUCUCCAGAGCUAACGUGCAGGCUCUUCUGGUGGCCGCUAACCUGCUGGAUGUGAUGGUGGUGCGUGAGGCCUGCUGCAGGUUCAUGGAGCAGCAAAUGGAUGAGAUGAACUGUGUGGGCAUCCACUGCUUCGCCGAGGUGCACUCAUGCCAUGAGCUGGAACGCCACAGCAUGGAAUACAUCCAACAGCACUUCAGCAGCAUCUGCCAACAGGUUCUAGAGCACAUCAAGCUGCCUCUCAUCAGUCCAUACUACAUCCAUCACGUCAUCAAGACUAUGGAUGUGGUGAAGGAAUCGCUCAAGUGCCAGAAGCUCAUCUCUGAAGCCAAGGAUUAUUUACUGCUGCAGGACCGUAGAGGAGAGCUGUACAGAGCUCGCCCGCGACAAGCAACAGGUGACCAAAGGGCCGGUACAGCCGAGGUGAUCGUGACGAUUGGAGGAGAGGAUGAUAAGGUGGUGUUACGCAGUGUGGAGAGUUAUGAUCCCCUCACCAGCCAGUGGAAGAGUCUGGCCUGCCUACCUUUCGCUGUCAGCAAACACGGCUUAGUCGUGUCUGGUUCAAUGCUGUAUCUAGCUGGAGGGGAGUUUCCAGAUGGCUCAGCCAGCAGGGAGAUAUGGCGAUAUGACCUGUGUUUUGACUCCUGGUUAGAGAUGGCACCCAUGAAUGUGGCUAGAUCAGAACUGGGGCUGGUGAUGUUGGAUGGAUGUGUGUUUGCUGUGGGUGGUUGGAAAGGUCGGUCACGCAUGGACUCCGUUGAGUGUUAUAAUCCUCUCACAAACACAUGGCAGUUCAUGGAAUCAGUCAAGAUGGUGGUCACUAGUCCAGCUGUGGUGGCGCUGGAUGGAUUGCCCUAUGUGACAGGGGGUGCUGUUUUAGAAGAUGGCACAGCGUUAGCGCAAGUACACUACACUAAAACAUGCGUGUGGACCGAGGUGGCGCCUAUGCAGAUCGCUCGCUCUGGAUCUGCGGCCUGUACACUAAAGGGCAAGAUUUACAUCAUAGGUGAGAAUGGAUGGCACGCUUCCACCGAGAACACGGAUAAGGUGGAGUGCUACGACCCGAAGACCAACAAGUGGACCAUGUGUGCUCCCAUGAAGGAGAGACGCUAUCGACCCGGUGUGGCUGUGAUGGAUGGAAAGAUUUAUGUUUUAGGAGGAGAGGAGGGAUGGGAUAGGUAUCAUGACACUAUAGAGUGGUACUGUGAGGACAGCUGGAAGAUCGUCGGUGAGAUGCCCACCAGUCGUAGCUGGCUCAGCUGCGUCUCUCUUCAGCUCAGGAAGGACAAUCACAUGAGCAGUCAUCCGGGCACUGCCUCCGAGAUGGAGAUUCCUGUCGACUGA
Myxocyprinus asiaticus (Chinese sucker) is the source of this 1476-nucleotide messenger RNA. RefSeq names its product ring canal kelch homolog. The record is from RefSeq and is a predicted model, not a curated record. Gene Ontology annotation, molecular function: protein binding. NCBI's taxonomy places the organism in Eukaryota, Metazoa, Chordata, Actinopteri, Cypriniformes, Catostomidae.